UCCUUAUUCUCGAGGUUCUCUAAUGCCAAGCUCCUCUUCCUCUCACUUGUUCCUCGAAAUCUAGGGUUUGCUUCUCCAUUCGCGCGCUAGUGUUUCGCAUCUUCUCCAGGAAUGGGUGGUCGAGCGGUGCUAUCCGAUGAAGAAGAAGAGUUCGAAGAUGAGGAGGAUGCGGGAGGGUCGAGGAAGCACGCUGUGGACAACGAAGGGCGGGAUGAUGACGAUGAUGAGGAGGAAGAGGAAGACGAGGGUCAGGAUGAGUAUGAGAAAGAUGGAUUCAUAGUGGACGAUGUUGAGGAAGAGGAGGAAGAAGAAGAGGAGGAGGAGAGGGCUGACAGCGAUCAGGAAAGGCACCGAAAGAAGAGGAAGAAGAAGAGAGAAUCAGAGAAAAAUUACGUACUUGAUGAAGAUGACUAUGAGUUGCUGCAGGAUAACAACAUCACUGGCUUUCAUAGACCGAAACCUGGUAGCAAGUUCAAGCGACUGAAGAAGGCUGGGAGGGACUCAGAAUUGGUGGAGCCAGGGUUCUCUGAUGAUGAAGAGGCUAACAGGAGCAGUAAGGGUGGCCGGACUGCAGAGGAGAAACUAAAACGUAGCUUGUUUGGUGACGAUGAAGCGGUCCCUCUGGAGGAUAUUGCUGAAGAAGAAGAACAGCCUGAAGAAGAGGAAGAUGCAGAUAUGAUUGGUGAUGAGGAUGAAAUGGCAGAUUUUAUUGUUGACGAAGAUGUUGAUGAGACUGGUGCUGUCGUGAGGAAGAAGAAAGUGAAGAAGAAGUCAAGGCAAGCACCUGGAGUUUCAUCCUCCGCUUUGCAGGAAGCUCAUGAAAUAUUUGGUGAUGUUGAAGAGCUACUGCUGCUUCGGAAACAAAGGAUGGCAAGGUCUGCUGGAGAUGCUGAUGUUUUGGGAGUAAAGAAGCUGGAGGAUGAAUUUGAGCCCUUAAUUCUUUCAGAAAAGUAUAUGACAGAAGAUGAUGACAGAAUACGGGAAACUGAUGCUCCAGAGCGAUUCCAGCUUUCUGAAAUGAUCACUGGUCCUCCUCCAACAGAUGAUAAGAAUAUUGAGGAGGAGAGUGCGUGGAUAUUUAACCAGUUAGCUGCUGGUUGCAUGUCACCUUUGGUUACUGUGGACCAAGCCAAGGAGAUUUACAAGGAGGAAAUUGGAAAUGUCUUGACAAUGCUUCAUCUGCAGAAGUUAGAUGUUCCUUUCAUUGCAAUGUAUCGCAAGGAGUUAUGUGGUAGUCUUUUGAAAGAUCCUGAACUAGACAUGUUAGACGGAGAAGGAAGAACUCCAAGAAUGCAGUGGCAUAAGGUGCUUUGGGCAGUAUAUUCCUUGGAUAGAAAAUGGUUACUUCUUCAGAAGCGGAAGAAAGCUCUUCAGGUUUAUUAUAGCAAACGAUUUGAAGAAGAAGCACGAAGAAUUGAUGAUGAAACAAGACUUGCUUUGAACCAGCAGCUAUUCAAGUCUGUUACUGAGGCUCUUAAAAAUGCAAAAUCUGAAAGAGAAGUGGAUGAUGUUGAUGCCAAGUUCAAUUUGCAUUUUCCGCCUGGUGAAGUCGAAGUGGAAGAAGGACAAUUUAAAAGACCAAAGCGCAAAACAUUGUAUAGUACAUGCUACAAGGCUGGUUUGUGGGAAGUUGCAAACAAAUUUGGUUUUAGUGCUGAGCAAUUUGGGAAGCUUCUGUCGUUGGAAGCUGUGAGGGAUGAACUUGAAGAUGGAAAGGAAACACCUGAGGAAGUAGCCGCAAACUUUACAUGCGCAAUGUUUGAAACUCCACAGGAUGUUCUAAAAGGUGCUAGGCACAUGGCAGCUGUGGAAAUUGCUUGUGAACCGACGGUCAAAAAGCAUGUGCGCAGUAUUUUUAUGGAGAAGGCUGUUGUCUCAACAAACCCCACUCCCGAAGGAAAAUUGACGAUAGAUGAAUAUCAUCAGCUCUAUGCUGUGAAACAUCUCAUGAACAAGCCCUUACACAUGUUUGAAGGUGUGCAAUGGCUAAUUAUUCAAAAAGCUGAAGAGGAGAAACUUCUUCAAGUUACUGUCAAGUUAAUGGAAGACGUGCAGAAAAAAUUAUUAAGUGAUGUGCUCGAGUACUAUUUGAGUGAAUGUGUUAGUAGGUCUGCUCAGCUUUGGAAUGAGCAACGUAGUUUGAUAGUGCACGAUGCUCUUUUGAGUUUUAUUCUUCCUUCAAUGGAAAAGGAGGCUCGAUCCCUUCUGACAGCUAGAGCCAAGAAUUGGCUCCUUUUGGAAUAUGGAAAACAGCUGUGGAAUAAAGUUUCGGUUGCUCCUUUUCAUCGGAAAGAGUCUGAGGGAGACUCUGAGGAUGACUUUGAAUCAAGAGUCAUGUCAUGUUGUUGGGGACCUGGAAAGCCAGCAACAACUAUGGUUAUGUUGGACACAUCAGGAGAAAUGGUUGAUGUGUUGUAUGCUGGUUCCAUUAGUAUACGGUCCCAGGGUGUUGCUGAACAGCAACGCAAGAAAAAUGACCAGCAGCGAGUGCUAAAGUUUAUGACUGAUCACCAGCCCCAUGCUGUGUCUAUUGGGGCUGCGAACUUAUCUUGCAGAACGCUGAGGGAUGAUAUAUAUGAGGUUAUUUUUAAAAUAGUUGAAGAUCAUCCUAAAGAGGUUAGCCGAGAUAUUGAAAACAUUUCAAUUGUUUUUGGGGAUGAAUCCUUGCCUCGCUUGUAUGAGAAUUCUCGAGUUUCUUCUGAUCAACUACCUGGACAACCAGGCAUUGUAAAACGUGCUGUCGCUCUUGGUCGUUAUCUCCAAAACCCUUUAGCAAUGGUUGCUACGCUUUGUGGACCAGGAAAGGAGAUUUUAUCUUGGAAGCUUUGCCCGCUAGAACAUUUUCUAACACCAGAUGAGAAGUUUGAAGUAGUUGAACAGGUAAUGGUAGACGCGACCAACCAAGUUGGCAUAGACAUAAAUCUAGCGGCAAGUCAUGAGUGGCUUUUUGCACCUCUGCAAUUUGUUUCUGGACUAGGACCACGUAAAGCAUCUGCUUUGCAGAAAUCAUUUGUAAGGGCUGGUUCUGUUUUCAACAGAAAGGAAAUUCCCAUUGGAAAGUUUAUUAAGAAGAAAGUCUUCAUUAAUGCUGUUGGAUUUUUACGCGUCCGCCGAAGUGGUGCUGCAAGCUCUAGUAGUCAUAUCAUGGACUUAUUAGAUGACACAAGGAUACAUCCUGAGUCGUAUGACUUGGCUAAAAAUCUAGCUAAAGAUGUCUAUGCUGAGGAUGCUUCACAUGAUCCAAAUGAUAUUGAUGAUGAGGCACAGGAGAUGGCUAUCGAGCAUGUUAGAGAAAAACCAGAUAUGCUGAAGGCAUUAGACAUUGAUGAAUAUGCCAAGAGCUUCUUUGAUCGGCAUGGCAACCAAAAACGAGAGACAUUAUAUGAUAUAAAAAUGGAACUUUUAAAUGGUUUCAAGGACUGGCGCAUUCCUUUCAAAGAGCCAAAUGGCGAAGAGGAAUUUGCUAUGCUUUCUGGUGAAACAGAUGAGACAGUUUCAGAGGGAAGGAUUGUUCAAGUAACUGUUCACAAUAUUAUGGAAAAUCGUGUUCUAUGUCACUUUGACUCGGGCUUGAAAGGGAUGGUUAUGGCUGAAGAUUUUGAUCAAAAUGGUGAUUUUGAGAAGGUGCGAGAAGGUGACAUACUCAGUUGCAAGGUUAAAAAUAUCAAUAAAAACAGAUUUGUGGUGUAUUUGACUUGCAAAUUAGAUGAGCCUAUGAGAAGACAACAUUUAAUCCCUAGAGAUCCUUAUUGUGCUCCGGAUGACAAGAACAGCCGACAAAGUGAGCAAGACAAGGUUAGGAAGGAAAAGGAGCUUGCUAAGAAGCAUUUCAAGCCAAGAAUGAUUGUUCAUCCACGCUUUCAGAAUUUGACAGCUGAUGAAGCAAUGGAGCUCCUUUCUGACAAGGAUGCUGGUGAAAGCAUCAUUCGGCCUAGUUCUAAAGGUCCUUCUUUUCUGACCUUGACCCUGAAAAUUUAUGAUGGAGUAUAUGCUCACAAAGACAUUGUUGAGAGUGGAAAAGAUCACAAGGACAUCACAAGUUUGCUUCGUCUUGGGAAAACAUUAACAAUCGAUAAGGAAAAUUUUGAAGAUCUCGAUGAGGUCAUGGAUAGAUAUGUAGAUCCAUUAGUCAGUCACCUGAAAAAUAUGCUUGGUUACCGCAAAUUCAGGAGAGGCUCUAAAGCAGACCUUGAUGAACUAUUGAAGAUGGAGAAGGCAGAAAAUCCCAUGAGAAUAGUGUAUUGUUUUGGCAUUUCUCAUGAACAUCCAGGAACUUUCAUCUUGUCAUAUAUCAGGAAUGCUAAUCCUCAUCAUGAGUAUAUUGGCUUGUAUCCAAAAGGCUUUAGGUUUCGGAAAAGGGAUUUUGAAGACAUUGACCGCCUUGUGGCUUACUUUCAAAGAAAUAUUGAUAAGCCACCUGAUGCAGGACCUUCACUGCGAACUGUUGCGGCUAUGGUUCCAAUGAAAAGUCCAGCUUCUGGUGGAUCAGCAGGUGGGGAUUGGGCAGGCUCUAACAAUGAUUGGAGAGGUUCCUCCCAUCCAGACAGGGAAAGGUCUUCUACUCCUAAUUCAAGAACUGUAGGUGGCAGAUAUGGUGGUCGUGACCAUCCAAGUGGUCUUCCAAGAUCUGGUCGUGGGUUCGGGCGUGGAAGAAACAAUGAAGGCAGGGAUUCUGGUUUUGGUUCCGGUGGAUGGGGUUCUGGACCAAAGAACAAUGAUGAUGGUGGUAUGAACAGCUUUCCUGGGGCUAAAGUUCAAAAUUCCCCUGGCAGGGAGAUGUUCCCCGGUGGAUGGAGUGGUGGCAAUGGUGGUAGACGGGGAGGUGGUGACAACGCCACUGGUAAUGGUGGCGGUGACAGUCGAUGGGGUGGUUCUCGGGAUUCCAAUCGUGUUGGCAGAGCAGCUGGCGGGGGUAGAGAUAGCGGUAAUGGUGGCUGGGGUGGAGGUGGCAGUGAAGGUUGGGGUGGUAAUGCUAAUGGAGGUGGUGGUUCCUCCAGUUGGCGGGGCCGGGGUAGCGUGGCGGGCGGUGGUGGCAACAAUGAUGAUUCUGGCUGGGGUAGUGGUUCUGGUGGUGGAGGUGGCUGGGCUGGCUCAGCCAAGAAUUCGACGGAACCCCAGGCUGCGGAAGCUGGAAGUGGGUGGACCGGUGGUGGCGGUGGUGGCGGUGGCUCCGGCAGUGGCUGGUGAAAGUUUAUUGACAUAACAAGCCUUAAUUUUUUUCUUUUAUCCCUUGUUGUUUCAAGCCUUUUGAUUUUUGGUAUCAUGUAUAGUUGUUUGGAGGAUUCACUUUAUUUUGCUUGUUAGGGCUUAAACUGUUUUAACUCAAUGGAACAUGUUUAUAGAUGAUAUAUAACCAAUGGGGUCGUUUCCUUCAUUUUUAUU
Molecule: messenger RNA, 5382 nt
Organism: Dioscorea cayenensis subsp. rotundata (Guinea yam)
Lineage: Eukaryota; Viridiplantae; Streptophyta; Magnoliopsida; Dioscoreales; Dioscoreaceae
Product: transcription elongation factor SPT6 homolog
Biological process (GO): transcription elongation-coupled chromatin remodeling; positive regulation of transcription elongation by RNA polymerase II; transcription elongation by RNA polymerase II
Cellular component (GO): transcription elongation factor complex
Molecular function (GO): DNA binding; nucleosome binding; histone binding
Source: RefSeq, a predicted model, not a curated record